Messenger RNA from Capsicum annuum, 1351 nucleotides. RefSeq lists its product as uncharacterized. Lineage: Eukaryota; Viridiplantae; Streptophyta; Magnoliopsida; Solanales; Solanaceae. The transcript is spliced from 6 exons. Bases 250 to 867 code for a protein of 205 amino acids. The record is from RefSeq and is a predicted model, not a curated record.
AAACCAUUUAUAUGAAAAAAAAAUUGUUGUUUUUCCUUGGGCAAAAAAGAAAGAACAGGGAUCCACCUAUAGGCAUUUUGACCCAUUUCAGGCCCAUGUAUAAAUGGCCUCUGUUUCUGAGAAAAAGACAGGUUACCGGGGAAGCUAUAACCGUUAGGAAAUUCCGAUUUUCUGUUGUUCAUCCGGCGAAAAGAUUUGAUUGCAAGUAAGUAGGAGAGAGUUAAAUCGCUUCGCUUGUGUGCCCUUUCAAUGGGUGCAUCUGAAUCAGUUCUCUCCAGCUCACAAAGGCCAAUCGAUGAGAUCACCACAGUUUCUGAGCGUUUAGAAGGCGUUGAUCCUAUAUUAGAGAGGCUAAAAUCUCUCAAAAUUGCUUCUCCGAUACUGAAAUCGCCACCAGCUGAGAGUAGCUUGACCGAUAUUCUGGUGAGGAAAACAUCCUCCACUUCCGAUAAAGGCUGCGUAGAUCCAAAAGUUCUACUGGAGCUCUUCUCUGUAUAUCGCCAGUGGCAAGAGGAGAAGGCCCAGAAGAUCUGUAAAAGACAGGAAGAAAUAGAAAACAAAAUUGAAGUUGCAGAUGCAUUGGCUGUUAAGCUUCUUCAACGCUUCAAUUACUCCGUUUCGGCAAUGAAAACAACCUCACAGCAUCUAUCAGAAGUAAAUGGUUUGCAGGUUGAGCUUGGGGUAUUAAAAGGGAGGCUGACGGAAGUAAUCAGUAACUGUGAUGCAUUGUGCAAGAGGAUUGAUGCAGAGGGACCAGAAUCGCUUCGAUCAUCUAUUAAACCAUUUACAGCAUCAUCCUCUGAUUCAGUAAGCAAUAAUAGCAGCAGUAUACGUACUCUCCAAGCUGAAACAGAUGAGAAGCAAUAGUGCAGAGGCUGGAUUGGAGCUUAUAAAAUAUCUGUGUCCCCAGUGUACAUAACUUAGUUUGAGUAUCAUGACCCAUAGUGUUGUAUCUUGUGUCCAACUGACCGAUAGUUCAAGAGCAUACAGGAAGCAUACUCAGGAAAUUAAUUGCAUCGGAAGCAUGUGGAUCUACUUCGCAGCUACUCAUUCAUUGGCACUUGAAAUUUAGAUUCAUCACUUUGUUGCUUUAUUUAUUUUUUCUUUUUAUGAGAAAACUUCUUCCUAUGGACUUCUAGGAGUUGUGUGGAUUUGAGAAUGUACAUUGUGUUUCUUUACCUGAUUGAAAAUGGGCUUUUAGGGAAAAAAAAAUAUACUACUAGCUGUAUUCUUGUUGUACCAACACAGCAGGGACAUCAAUAGCAUCUGAAGCGGGCUGAUAAAAUCAGUACAGAUAUUCAAAUUUACUUGAUUCGAAAAUCGAAACGAAUGUAUGUGAGUGAUUUUUUAA